GGUGCGGGCCGGCGGCGGCGGCGGCAGCAGCAUCAAAGAGCCCCGAUUCUUGCCGCCCUGGGAGCCAUGCGCUGCUGUCUGUAAUGUCAGCGGAACAGGAGAAGGACCCCAUCGCGCUGAAGAGAUCCCGAGGUGGUGACAGUGGAUUGGAUGGGUUAGGAGGACCAGGAGUUCAGCUUGGGAGCCCUGAUAAGAAAAAGCGCAAAGCGAAUACACAGGGGUCGUCAUUUCCUCCUCCAUCUGAAUAUGCUCCACCACCGAACCCAAGCUCUGACCACCUUGUAGCUGCAAAUCCAUUUGAUGACAACUAUAAUACUGUGUCUUAUAAACCACUUCCUUCAGGAAAUCCAUAUUUUAGUAAUCCUGGUUAUCCUGGCUUUGGAGGCUAUAACACUUUCAGAAUGCCACCUCACAUGCUGCCUAGAGUGUCCUCACCAUAUGGUGGUUCUUACUCCCUCAGAAACCAGCCACAUCCUCUUCCUCAAAACCCUGUUGGCAUGGGUUUUAGUCGACCCCACUCUUUCAGCUUUGGUCCUCAUGAUAACCCAGGCUUUGGGAAUCAACCACCUUAUGGCAGUGGUCAGAUGAAUCAAAAUGUCAAUAUGUCUGCUCAGCAUUUCAGACCAAAUCCUGGGGAGAACUUUGGCCAUUCUGGUCAGAUACCUCACCCUGAUGUGCCAACUAACUUUGGUCCUGGAAACAAUCCAAAUUUUCCAAAUUCUCAGCUAGAGUCAAACCAUUCUUUUGUUCCUCCGCCAAACACGUACAACCAGACAAAAUCAUCAGCACAAAAGCAAGACUUUACUCAAGGUGCAAGCAAAGCACCCAGCCAGAACACUGCUGCUCAUCAGCAUCAUCACAGGACAGAGGAUGUUGUGAGUCAAGGUAACAGUGACCUGAAAAGCGUUACUCGAAACAAUGUGGUAAAUCAGGAUAACAGCCAUUCUAACAGUGCUGAGAACACCAAUGCUGGCCACUCAAAUGGGACCCAGAGCAAGUCCCGCCAGCCUCGAGGCACUGCUGAAGGGUGCAACUCUGAAAAGAGCAGCAAGACACCCCUCCAUCCCAGUCGUCACGGACACUCGUCCUCUGAGCCCGUGUACCCGUGUGGGAUUUGCACACAUGAAGUCAACGAUGACCAGGAUGCCAUCCUGUGUGAGGCCUCUUGUCAGAAAUGGUUCCACCGGGUCUGUACAGGCAUGACAGAGUCGGCCUAUGGGCUCCUCACGGCGGAGGCAUCGGCGGUGUGGGGCUGUGACACUUGCAUGGCUGACAAGGAUGUGCAGUUAAUGCGCACCAGAGACACUGCAGGGCCGCCUGCACUGAACACAGAGGGCUGAUGGCCUCCGUGGCUGCCAGUGGAGCAAAUACUUGCUAUGAAAAUUGGGUUACAAAUUGGGUACUUCACUUUCUGCAGACAAUCAGUUGUGUUGGAUUGCUGUCAUCUUUUUUCCCCCUAAUCUGUAUUCAUUCAUAAACUUCCAUCUCAGCUUUUGUACUCUUAGUUUUAUGUGUGCUAAUGUUUUACAGGAUGGAAUAUUUUUUGUUUCUGAUUAAACUGUAACUGACAAUUGAUCGGAAGUAGGAUGAGCAUUGACAACAUUAUUGAAGGAAAAAUGUGCCUGUAUGAAUAGCCCUAAUUUGCUAGUGUAUAUUAAUGUGUUAACUAACACUAGCAUUUAGUGCUUGGUUUUAAUGGUACUAUAUUUGCAAGUACUCAUUACUUUGUUUUUUUUCUUUUGGCGUGAAUGUCUGUUAUUGAUGUUCUUGCUAGCCUUUCUUUGAAUAUAGUAGAGAUGACAUGGAGGAAUGUGCAGUACUAAUAGUUGUUAUUUUAGGGUAAAUGCAGAGAAUUUUGUAUGUGCUUUUUCCUAUUUUUAAGUAAAGCAUUAAUGUGCCAUUCAAAAAUCAUGAAUUCAUGCUUAGUAACACAAUGAAACCCGCUAACUAUUACACAUUUCUGUUUCCUUGAAAAGGCAAUAAUCUCUUGGCUUCUCAGCAAUUAUAUGCUGAAGGCUCUUGCUAGGCCUUGCAUUAUUUGGAAAUUGUUGUGAAAUAAGAUUAAAUUGGAAGAAGAACACA
This is a messenger RNA of Zonotrichia albicollis (white-throated sparrow), 2082 nucleotides long. RefSeq names its product pygopus family PHD finger 1 (gene PYGO1). Gene Ontology annotation, biological process: kidney development; spermatid nucleus differentiation. The record is from RefSeq and is a predicted model, not a curated record. Lineage: Eukaryota; Metazoa; Chordata; Aves; Passeriformes; Passerellidae.